Limulus polyphemus (Atlantic horseshoe crab) is the source of this 459-nucleotide messenger RNA. RefSeq lists its product as uncharacterized. The transcript has a single exon. The record is from RefSeq and is a predicted model, not a curated record. The coding region runs from base 1 to 459 and encodes 152 amino acids. NCBI's taxonomy places the organism in Eukaryota, Metazoa, Arthropoda, Merostomata, Xiphosura, Limulidae.
AUGCAUCGGGAGUGCUAUGCGACAAUAAGAUCAGCGCAAUGGGGGCAAGGAAAGGUCUAUAAAACUGUUGUGAGACCUGCAAUGAUGUACGGAGCAGAAGACUGGUCCAUCAAAAAGGCUCAAAAGAAGAAAUUAGAGCUAGCCGAGAUGCAAAUGUUGAGAUGGAUGUGUGGAGCGACGAGGCUUGAUAGGAUUAGAAACGAGAGGAUUCGAGGAACAACUAAAGUGGUGGAAAUAUCGAAGAUGAGGAGGGAAGAUGAUUAUAUAGGCAAGAGGGUUUUGGAUAUGGAGGUGGAGGGGAGAAGGAAGAGAGGAAGACCAGGGAGAAGAUUGCAGUGGUAUGGGCACGUGAUGAGAAGGGAAGAUGAUUAUAUAGGCAAGAGGGUUUUGGAUAUGGAGGUGGAGGGGAGAAGGAAGACCAAGGAGAAGAUGGAAGGAUUGCGUGGAUGGAGAUAUUAG